Messenger RNA from Fulmarus glacialis (Northern fulmar), 1178 nucleotides. RefSeq names its product spermidine synthase (gene SRM). The transcript is spliced from 6 exons. Gene Ontology annotation, biological process: spermidine biosynthetic process. The annotation marks the transcript as partial. NCBI's taxonomy places the organism in Eukaryota, Metazoa, Chordata, Aves, Procellariiformes, Procellariidae. Gene Ontology annotation, molecular function: spermidine synthase activity. Gene Ontology annotation, cellular component: cytosol. The record is from RefSeq and is a predicted model, not a curated record.
UGGCCGGUUUUCUGCCCUUUCCUCUCCCAGGUGCUGAUCAUCGGUGGUGGCGACGGGGGAGUGCUGCGAGAGGUGGUGAAACACCCGACCGUGGAGUCUGUGGUGCAGUGCGAAAUCGAUGAGGAUGUGAUCCAGGUAUCUAAGAAAUACCUCCCAGGGAUGGCAGUGGGGUAUUCCAGCGCUAAGCUGACCUUGCAUGUUGGAGAUGGUUUUGAGUUCAUGAAACAAAAUCAAGAAGCCUUUGAUGUGAUUAUCACGGACUCGUCUGACCCCAUGGGUCCUGCAGAAAGCUUAUUCAAAGAAUCCUACUACCAGCUGAUGAAGACAGCCCUGCGAGAAGAUGGGAUUCUUUGCUGCCAAGGUGAGUGCCAGUGGCUGCACCUGGAUCUCAUUAAGGAGAUGCGUCAGUUCUGCAAGUCUCUGUUCCCUGUUGUGGAAUACGCCUAUUGCACCAUCCCCACAUAUCCCAGCGGGCAGAUUGGCUUCAUGCUCUGCAGCAAGAACCCGAACACAAAUUUCCGGGAGCCUGUGCAGCAGCUCUCACAGCAACAAGUAGAGGAGAGGAGUCUGAAAUACUACAACUCUGACAUUCAUCGGGCAGCUUUCAUUCUGCCAGAGUUUGCACGGAAGGCCCUGAGCGAUGUGUGAGCCUGAGAAGCUGCUUCCUUCAAGUUGGACUCUGAGAUCAUCAGUGAUGUGGUGGGGACCUUCCCAGCAGACUGCAGUUUUGCUCUCCACUGUGUGGGAUUGUUUAACCCUUUGCCAGCCAACAUUCCUUUUGAUGAUGUGUUAAAGAUGAUGGGGCAUAAGCCAGAUAAGACUAUUGAAAAGGUCCAGUGACUUAUUGCGUGAGGUCAAAACUGUUCUUUCCAGUGCUGGAAGCGUAAGAUGUCUUUUUCCUAUCUCUCCUCCCUGCACCCAUUCUAAAUUCUCCCCUCCCUGCGCCCCCCUCCCACUCCACCUUCUUCAACUGACAUGAUAUAUUUAUAACUGACACGUACUUCUGUCUGGUGAUCUUCUGAAACCUGGGAAGAGUCCAGAAGAGUCACUGACUCAGCCUUAAGCACAGAGAGCGAGUGCUUUGUGGCAAAGUUAGCUUGCUCUCUCCUAAUAGGAGCUCCCUGCUGCUGAGACGUUUUGACUGGUAACGGGUCUGAGCCUUCAUGUCCCACUGCCCU